AAAUAUUCACUGGGCACCUAUGAUGGAAGCGCCGACAAACUUCUCGGUGAAUCCAACAUUUUCUACAACAAUGAACGAUGAGGAGUCGGUUAGCGGAAGUUCUAGUAGCCGAGUUAGCAUGAAUGGUGCCGGUGACGCUGUGUGGAUAUUAACAAGUGCAUUCAUCAUCUUUACGAUGAUUUCUGGAUUUGGCCUUGUAGAAUCUGGUAAGUUGUAUUAAUCAUUUCUAGUUGUCCCUGAUCGUUGCUGUAAUCUCUCUUUUUUUAUUUCAAACGUUCUCGAAUAAGAAGGCGUUCAUUGAAUGUAGAUAUUUGGUUUACACUUCUUUUGCUUAAAACGUUCCUGUUUCGCAGGCGAUAUGUUCCUCUAAAGCCUGAAAGAUGGUAAUUCAUUUUCUGAUACUCUUCCGGCUUUAACAUUUCCUCGACCAACAGUUGUAGAUAUAAAUAACACAAAAAAUUGAAGAAACUGUUCAACGCAAUUAAUCAAGUGAAUGUACAGUUUUUCAAAAUACGCGUCUGGCUUUUCUCCUUUUUCAUCGCGUAUUUUAAAAUUUUGACAUUCAUUCGAAGCAAAUAACAUCCAUGGCUCUAGCUCGAAAAAUAGUAACUUAUUAAAGCGGCAAUAUUUGGCACGUUAAAAAAAAAUAGAAGAAAAUUUUCGUGAUUUUUACAUUUCAUAUUAUAUUUAUCAUGACAAUCAUCCGUUUUCCCGUGCAAAUUCAUAUGUUGCCUGUAAUUUAUUAGCAAUACCUAUUUACCAAAAGACAAGGUAAUUUAUAUCCAGAUUUACUUUUCUUAUUGCUGAUCGUGUCACAUAAUCAUAUCCCAAUACUCGCUCAAAAUAUUUUCCCUUUUCUGAAUGGCUUAAGUCCCCCAGCCAGCAAGCGUGGACCAAAUUUGGAAAAAAGGGUGUAAAACCAUCAUAUCAGUGCGAUUCACGUCAUUCGUAGUGAUAUCGAUAGGAAAAGGGGAAGUCUGACGUCAUGCAAAGAGGCAGCGGCUCGGAAGACAAAAAUAUCCCUCGACGGAUGACAACCGCGAUGAAAAAUAUCUAUUAGAUUAAACAUUCCUUCACGUGGAACAGGCAAAUGGCAAAUCGAUCUGUACUUACAAAAUUUACCGUAAAAAUGAAUUAACUACUAACUUACUUGCUUUAUCUUUUUUCCCUUUGGAGCUUAGCCUAAUAGCUGAUCUUGCAUCAUCUGAUAUGCUUGUAUCCUUAGGUAUGGUCUCUAGGAAGAACGAAGCAAACAUUAUGGUAAAAAACGCAGUGGAUGUCAUAUUUGGUGGUUUAGGUUUCUGGAUGUUCGGUUUUGCGUUUACUUUUGGAAAUGACCGUGGUGUGAACGCGUUCUCUGGAUUCGGAAACUUUUUUACGGACGCAGAAGAGACACGCAUGGGAGAGGUGUUCGCUCUUUACUGCUUCCAAGCUUCGUUUGCGACAACGGCAACAACCAUAGUGUCAGGUGCAGUCGCUGAGAGAAUGAACUUGAAAGCCUACAUCAUCUUUGCUUUUACAAACACCCUGACAUAUUGCUUCCCAGCCCACUGGGUGUGGGGAGAAAAAGGCUGGUUAAAGGAAAUGGGUGUGAUUGACAUGGGAGGAGCCAGUCCGGUUCACCUGGUGGGAGGAGUAGCAGGGCUAGUUGCCACUAUGAUGUUGAAGCCUCGAGUCGGAAGAUUCAAAAAUGAUCCAGGCGGUAAAUCUUUAAGACAUAACAUGGGAUGUCCAACUAACGUUUUACUUGGUAGGUUUCGUCCUUUACCGUCUGUAAACAUUGUGAUUUGACACGGCGUGAUUAGCCUGUUCCAGGCUCCAAGAUAGCUCGUGCAGUAAAAAGUGAUGCGAAAAGUGGGGGCUGGGGAGAGUUCUCUUCUCCAGAUCGCGCGCGUGCUAUCUUCGCAUGAGUUGUUUUAUUUUCGCGAGUCGCUACUACCUAGGGGCCCGACGCUGACUACAGGGUGAUAUGUAGUCCCAACAUAUCGGCCACUUUACGCGCUAAGAGGGAUUAACCGGGCCCAUUUUUAUCCUAAAGGGUCUCGCAGAGAUGAAAUCGGCCUAGAAAGCAGGUCCAUUGUCGCCCUCACCAUACGUUUCCCGGACAAAUGACUAUACUUAUCGACUAGCUUUGACUGUUUCAACAAGUCACGUAAAGAACAAAUUGAAUUACCCCCUGAUGACCUUUGCAACAUAAUCUCCGUAUUUUGACAAAAAGGUGUGCCUAAAAUGCCCUUGCGACCCUUUUUGGUCUCGUUUACUGAACACCUCUCCUAUUUUGGUUAACUUUACUUUUCAUUUUUUUGUGUUCUGACUUUUGUUAUUAUGCUUAAGUUAACGACGAUACUUUUUUCACUGUUAUUAAUUACUUUUACAUGUAGGUAUGUUUAUGCUUUGGUGGGGCUGGCUGGGUUUUAACUGUGGCAGCACUUUUGGGGUCAGCGGUGGUAAAUGGAAACUUGCUUCACGGUCAGCAGUGUGUACCAUAAAUGCCUCUUGUGGUGGUGGAAUGUUUGCUACAUUCUACAGCUACUUUAAAUGCAACAGGUAACUUUUUUUUCAUCAAUUAAUAGUUUCCAUAACAGCGUACAAAAAUUUCGAUGCAAAAUUUUAUCAAUGAGCAAGAGGCCAAAAAUAGAACUCUGGAGGCCUCGCUAGCCUCCCUUUCGCGCAGCUAGACCCAGGCCGUUCGACAGGUCCACCAUAUUUGUAUUUGUUGUAUUGUCCCUUGCAAUAAGAAAAAACUCUGACCAACCAAGAAUCAAACUAAAAUAGCAAGGAAGAAACUCCAACACAAACCCAGUAAGUCAAAUAUUUGUGUAGCACUCGCUUCGACAGUAAAGGGCAAGUACACAGGCCGUUGAAGGGGGUCGUGUUCUUGUCUUACCGAUGAGUAUUAACAAGAAAGAAACCGCUGUUCAUGGCUGCCACUGUGCGGUGAUCAUGGUUGGGCGCAAGAGAGGGUAUUGGCUAUACCACGUGUUUAGUGUUUUCCUUGCUCUUUUGUUCUGUUAUCAUUGAAAACUAUCAAAUGAAUGCGAACGACAUUCAAGCCGCGCAGAAGGUCGCUUAUUUCAUCUUAUUACCAUAGAAACGGCUAUACUUUCUAAAUUUCUUCUGCAGGUUGGACAUUCCUUUCUUUAUGGCGGGUAUACUUGGUAGCCUGGUCAGCAUCACGGCCAUUUGUGGGGUCGUGAGGCCUGGGGGGAGUUUAGCUAUUGGUUUCAUUGGUUCAGCUAUCGCCAUCUUUGGUUGGCAAGUUCUGAACAAAUUCCACAUCGAUGAUCCUGUCGGCGCAGUCUCCACCCACGCAGGUGGAUCAAUAUGGGGAAUGAUAGCUGUUGGCCUGUUUGUAGAGAAAGACAGCCUUCAGACGCCAUUCUCAUCAACAUAUGGUGCUUUCAAGGGAGGCCAUGUUAGAAUACUGGGAGUACAGCUGUUGGCAUGUGUGGCCAUUACUGCGUGGACUCUUGUUACUGUUACAAUACAACUUGUUAUCAUUGACAAGUCUGUAGGGCUCAGAUUGUCGCUGAAGGAGGAAAUACUUGGAGCGGACGUUUGCGAACAUGGAAUCGACCAAUCGCAGAUAAAUGCUGAGUGUCAUUUGAAGCCAGUUCCUGCUUUGCAAAAUAAAGUGGUCCCAGGGCAGACAGGUGAGAGACAGGAAAGUGCAGAAAUAGGUUUUAACGACAACAAUGCGAGCCAAAUCAAUGACACUGAGUUGGUAGAUUAUCAAGAAUCUUAUGAUGAAAUAGCAAGCGAUGGCGUUCUACAAAGAAAUGCAGAUAUCCCAGGCAUCAUGCAGUCUACCCAAGAUGGAUGCAAACCAGACGAUAACGGCGACAUUUCAACUGAUUCUAGUAGAACGAGGUGGAGAAGAGCUCUUGAAUCCACAACAGAAAUUAAUACCUUUCACAGCAUGGGCAGUGAAGAGCAAAGGAAAGCAAGGAGCUCAUUCUCGCCUUUUAGAAGAAAAACGCCUGUAAUUAUAACUCUAACGCCGGCGAAUGAUGAUCGUGCAUACAGGCUAAGUGUUGGUGACUUGAAAAAUUUCCGGAAGCAGUGA
Messenger RNA from Porites lobata, 4066 nucleotides. NCBI's taxonomy places the organism in Eukaryota, Metazoa, Cnidaria, Anthozoa, Scleractinia, Poritidae. The record is from the annotation of a GenBank genome assembly.